Messenger RNA from Tremella mesenterica DSM 1558, 555 nucleotides. RefSeq lists its product as uncharacterized. The transcript is spliced from 3 exons. Lineage: Eukaryota; Fungi; Basidiomycota; Tremellomycetes; Tremellales; Tremellaceae. Gene Ontology annotation, molecular function: FMN binding. The annotation marks the transcript as partial. The record is from RefSeq and is a predicted model, not a curated record.
CUCAAUAUGUCUCAACCGGCUUGGAGACAGAUACUUGAAAACCAACUAACAGAGAACCCAAAAUAUACCACUUACGCACUGUCCACGCUAUCACCGGAAGGACAACCAAAAGUACGAUUUGUGGUACAUCGUAGCAUAUCACCCUCUGGUCUAUUGAUACUUACCACCGACACCCGUAUGCAAAAACCCGUUCAUCUCGCAUUAAACCAUACGGUCGAAGCUGCUUGGUGGAUCGAACCUUCCAAUGUCCAAUUCCGUAUAACAGGUCAAGCUUAUACUUUCCCACUUCCUUCUUCUUCCCCAACAGAAGUAUCCAGCGCUUUGCAAGGUCUAGGUCUAAAAGACAUCGAGGAAUCUCAAGGGGAAGAAAAGGAGGAAUGUACUUCGGAAUGGUGGGAAAAGGAAAGAAUUAGAUUAUGGGAAGAAUCAAUGAGUGGACAUUUAAGAGCUAGUUUCGCAAGACCUAAACCUGGUAAAUCUCUUGAACAAGUUGAACAUCCUAGUGAAUGGCCUGUCAGUCUACCUGGGAAAAGUGUGAGUAUUCUUUACUCUUGA